This is a messenger RNA of Drosophila biarmipes, 6138 nucleotides long. RefSeq names its product collagen alpha-1(IV) chain (gene Col4a1). Lineage: Eukaryota; Metazoa; Arthropoda; Insecta; Diptera; Drosophilidae. The transcript has 9 exons. The record is from RefSeq and is a predicted model, not a curated record. The coding region runs from base 208 to 5553 and encodes 1781 amino acids. Gene Ontology annotation, molecular function: extracellular matrix structural constituent. Gene Ontology annotation, cellular component: collagen trimer.
GUAGACUGGGCUCGGUCCGGAGCUGAUCUGGCCAGUUGCCUCUGGUCUUUCCUUAGUCUGUUCUGUGGCGCAGACUGGUGUGCUGUGCGUUCGCAUCGCGUUGCUCGGUUGUUGUUGUGUGUUCCUGGCCCAACGACGGCAACAUAUAAAUUAAUAUUCGACGAGAACCGAGAAAAUUAUUGUGCAGGCUUAAGCGCAUAGGGCAUCAUGUUGCCCUUCUGGAAGCGGCUGCUGUACGCCGCUGUCAUCGCGGGAGCGUUAGUCGGUGCCGACGCUCAAUUUUGGAAGCAGUCUGGUACGUCCGGUUCGAUCCAGGAUGCCGCUAGAACCCAAACCCGAUACCCCAUCGAUCAAAGAAACCCCAUUGACCCCAGCUACGAGAUCGUGCCCUCCGCCGGACAGCAGCGCGGCGAGCCGUUGCCCAAGAACUGCACGGCCGGAUAUGCGGGCUGUGUGCCCAAGUGCAUUGCGGAGAAGGGCAACCGGGGUCUGCCGGGCCCCCUGGGACCCACUGGACUGAAGGGCGAGACGGGUUACCCCGGCUUGGAGGGACCGCUGGGCGACAAGGGCCAGAAGGGUGACCCCGGUCCGUAUGGCGUGCGUGGCGACAAGGGCGAGCGCGGAUCGCCGGGACUUCACGGACAGGCUGGUGUACCCGGUGUCCAGGGCCCUGCUGGCAACCCCGGCGCCCCCGGUCUGAAUGGCAAGGACGGAUGCGACGGCGAAAGGGGUUUGGCCGGUGUGGAUGGUCUCUCAGGAAUGCCGGGACUCCGUGGCUUCCCCGGAGUGCCGGGCGGCAAGGGCGAGAAGGGUGAGCCGGCCAAGGAGAACGGUGACUAUGCCAAGGGCGAGAAGGGUGAGCCCGGUUGGAGGGGCACACCUGGUCUGGCCGGAGAGCAGGGAUUCCCGGGCGAGAAGGGCGAACGCGGUGACAGCGGACCCUAUGGAGCCAAAGGACCUCGAGGUGAACACGGCAUUAAGGGAGAGAAGGGUGCCUCGUGCUACGGACCCAUGAAGCCCGGCAACCCGGGUGAGAAGGGCGCCAAGGGAGAGCCCGCCACAUCGGCGCCAAGCAACACGGAGGUCACCGUCCAGGGACCACGUGGCGACCAGGGACAGAAGGGAGAGCCAGGACCAGUGGGCCGCAAGGGAGAAGCCGGACCGGAGGGUGAGACUGGACUCGAUGGACAGAAGGGAGAGAAGGGUCUGCUCGGUCACCCAGGAGACCGCGGUCGUCCCGGUAACUUUGGACCCCCAGGACCUCCCGGACAAAAGGGAGAUCGCGGAGAGCCCGGACUGAACGGUCUGCCCGGAAAUGUGGGACAAAAGGGAGAGGCAGGACGACCAGGACAGACUGGUAAACAGGGACUUCUGGGACCUCCUGGACCACCGGGCGGUGGACGUGGAACCCCAGGACCUUCCGGUCCGAAAGGACCUCGCGGUUAUGUUGGCGCACCCGGACCUCAGGGAUUGAACGGAGUCGAUGGACAACCAGGUCCGCAAGGAUACACGGGACAGAAGGGAGGCACCGGUCUGCCCGGACGACCAGGCAAUGAGGGACCAGCUGGCAGGAAGGGCGAAAAGGGAAACGCAGGAUUCGAUGGACCACCGGGACCGAUUGGCCCCAUUGGACACCAAGGACCACCAGGACCCGAGGGAGAGAAGGGUGAAGCCGGUUUGCCCGGCAUUGGCAUUCCUGGAGCCAAGGGAGACGAAGGAGUUCCUGGAUAUCCCGGACAGAAGGGCAGCAAGGGAGAGCGCGGCUUCAAGGGCAACGUGGGUGUUCCCGGUGAUUCCAAGCUUGGCCGUCCUGGUGCCCCUGGUUUGGUCGGUGCUCCUGGGCCAAAGGGUGAUGCAGGACGUCCCGGUACUCCCGGCCAGAAGGGAGACAUGGGCAUCAAGGGAGACGUCGGCGGCAAGUGCUCCUCGUGCAGGGCAGGAGCCAAGGGAGACAAGGGUGCGAUCGGUCUGCCCGGCAUUCCCGGCAAGGAUGGCGCACGCGGUCUACCCGGCGAGCGAGGAUAUCCCGGAGAGCGUGGACACGAUGGUAUCAACGGCCAAACUGGAUUGCCCGGUGAGAAGGGAGAGGACGGUCAGACGGGAGUUCCCGGUGCCGAUGGAGCACCCGGUCUUCCGGCCAUUGCGGACCUGAGCCUUAUCGAACCCAUCAAGGGCGAAAAGGGUAAUCCUGGCUGGAAUGGAGCCCCCGGAGUGAAGGGAGAGCGUGGACCUGACGGUUUGCAAGGAGCUCCUGGACGCAAGGGAGAGUUUGGUUUGAAGGGAGAGAAGGGUCUUUCCGGUGCUCCCGGUAUUGAUGGAAGACCCGGACGCGCUGGACGAGACGGCUACCCUGGAAUCCCCGGUGUGUCCAUCAAGGGAGAGCCUGGAUUCCAUGGCCUCAACGGACCCAAGGGUGACAAGGGUACUUUGGGCAGGUCCGGAGAGAAGGGAGAACCUGGCAGCUGUGCCGCCGAUGCACUGAUUGUGCCCGCCAAGGGCAACAAGGGUGAGCCCGGCCAGACGGGCAUGCCAGGACCUGUGGGAUUGACCGGCGAGAAGGGAGACACCGGCUACGAUGGCCCCAAGGGCGACACUGGACCCCAGGGUCCGGCUGGCUUGGAAGGACCUCGCGGCUUGACUGGACCACGCGGCGAGAAGGGCAACCAGGGAGCGGUUGGUGCCCCUGGUAAUCCCGGCAAGGAUGGCUUCCGCGGCGUUCCCGGACGCAAUGGUGAAGCCGGCCCGAGGGGAGAGCCUGGCAUCUCAGUGGCCGGACCUACCGGACCACCUGGUCUGAGUGGUCUGCAGGGCGAGAAGGGUGAACGUGGUCUAACUGGAGUCCAAGGCUUCCCCGGACCCGAUGGCAGCGUGGGAUAUCCUGGCGACCGAGGCGACGCCGGUUUGCCCGGAGUGGCUGGACGUCCCGGAGCUGUUGGAGAGAAGGGAGACGUGGGUCCCUUGGGUCCUCAAGGUGCCCCCGGACCUCCGGGUAUUCCUGGUAUCGACGGCGUGCGUGGUCGUGAUGGCGCCAAGGGUGAGCCCGGCAAUCCUGGACUCGUCGGCAUGCCCGGCAACAAGGGAGAUCGUGGUGAGCCUGGCAACGAUGGACCCAAGGGCUUCGCUGGCGUCACUGGUGCCCCCGGAAAGCGCGGACCCGCUGGUAUUCCCGGUCUUCCUGGUGCCAAGGGUGACAAGGGAGCUGCUGGCUUGACUGGAAACGAUGGACCUGUGGGCGGACGCGGUCCCCAAGGUGCUCCUGGCCUAAUGGGCGUGAAGGGUGACCAGGGCGUGGCCGGUGCCCCCGGACAGCCUGGCCUGGACGGCUUGCCUGGCGAGAAGGGUGUCCAAGGAUUCCCAGGUCUGGAUGGAGCUCCUGGUCUGCCUGGCGAUGCCUCCGAGAAGGGACAGAAGGGUGAGCCCGGCCUUUCCGGACUUCGUGGUGAUACAGGUCCAGCUGGAGAGCCCGGUUGGCCCGGUGACAAGGGUCUGCCCGGUCUGCCCGUGCAUGGACGUCCUGGUCCUCAGGGCGAGAAGGGUGAUGCUGGACGCAAUGGCCUCGAUGGACUCGACGGAAAGAAUGGCGAGAAAGGUGACCAAGGUCUGCAGGGGGUUUGGGGCCAGACUGGAGAGAAGGGAUCGGUGGGAGCUCCCGGUGCUCCCGGUCUCCCUGGCAUCGAUGGUCUGCCCGGUGCAGCUGGUGCUCCUGGCCCUGCUGGCUAUCCCGGCGUUCGCGGCGACAAGGGAGAGCCUGGUCUAACUGGUCUGGAUGGACUCAAGGGUGCCACUGGACCCGCUGGUCUUCAAGGUUUCACCGGAGCUCCUGGCCCCAAGGGUGAGCGCGGUCUCCGUGGUCAACCGGGUGCCCCGGCCUCCGUUCUGGUGGAGCGCGGCGAGAAGGGAGCUCAGGGCGAGCAAGGAUACGCUGGCGAGAAGGGCGAACGUGGUGACCAAGGAGAAACCGGUCUAACUGGACGCGAAGGAGCGAAGGGUGAUCGCGGCUUGACGGGACCACCUGGUGCCAAUGGCUUGAACGGUUUCCCUGGUGCCAAGGGUGACAUCGGGCCUCAAGGAGAGGCUGGCUAUCCUGGAGUCACCAUCAAGGGAGAGAAGGGUUUGCCCGGUCGCCCCGGCAGGAAUGGACGUCAAGGUAUCAUUGGAGCCCCGGGUUUGAUUGGCGAACGUGGUUUGCCCGGUUUGGAUGGAGAGCCAGGACUUGUGGGUCUGCCUGGACCCAUUGGACCGGCUGGCAUCAAGGGAGAGCGCGGCUUGGCCGGCACCCCCGGACAACCUGGACAGGAUGGCUUCCCCGGCGCCCCCGGACAGAAGGGAGAUGCUGGACCGCAGGGCUUCAAGGGUGAACGUGGUCUGAACGGCUUCGAAGGACAGAAGGGAGACAAGGGUGAGCAGGGACUCCAGGGACCACCUGGUCUGGUCGGUUUGACCGGAGCCAAGGGUGACAUUGGCUACCCGGGAUUGGAUGGCAACGAUGGACCUCCUGGCCCUGUUGGGGAACGCGGCUUCACCGGACCCAAGGGACUCGAUGGACGUGACGGACUACCUGGCCAGCCUGGACAGAAGGGUGAACCCGGAAUGGUGCCCCCACCGGGACCCAAGGGUGAGCCUGGUCAGCCCGGACGCAAUGGACAAAAGGGCGAGGUGGGACCACCAGGACCAGUUGGCCUCAGCGGCAUCCAGGGCGAGCGCGGUGAGAAGGGUGAGCGUGGAUUGAUCGGUGUGACCGGAAACGUGGGUCGUCCGGGAGCCAAGGGAGAUCGCGGUGAGCAGGGCGAACGCGGUUUCGACGGUGCUGUUGGUCUGAUCGGUGUGAAGGGCGAACCCGGAGCACCGUGCUCCGCUGCCCUGGACUACCUCACCGGCAUCCUGGUCACCCGUCACAGUCAGUCGGAAACGGUGCCCCGGUGCGCUGCCGGACACACGGAACUCUGGACGGGCUACUCGCUGCUGUACGUCGAUGGCAAUGACUACGCCCACAACCAGGACCUCGGUUCCCCCGGCUCCUGUGUGCCCAGGUUCUCCACCCUGCCAGUGCUCUCCUGCGGUCAGAACAACGUCUGCAACUACGCCUCGCGCAACGACAGGACCUUCUGGCUGACCACCAACGCCGCCAUGCCGAUGAUGCCCGUGGAGAACGAGGCCAUCCGGCAGUACAUCUCGCGUUGCGUCGUCUGUGAGGCGCCGGCCAAUGUGAUCGCCGUGCACAGCCAGACGAUAGAGGUGCCCGACUGUCCGAACGGCUGGGAGGGUCUCUGGAUCGGCUACAGCUUCGUCAUGCACACGGCCGUGGGCAACGGAGGCGGUGGACAGGCGCUGCAAUCGCCUGGCUCCUGCUUGGAGGACUUCCGCUCCACGCCCUUCAUCGAGUGCAACGGCGCCAAGGGCUGGUGCCACUUCUACGAGUCGAUGACCAGCUUCUGGAUGUUCAACCUGGACACCACACAGCCGUUCGCCAAGCCCGAGCAGCAGACGAUCAAGGCCGGCGAUCGGCAGUCGCGUGUCUCCAGGUGCCAGGUGUGCAUGAAGAACUCGUCGUAGGACCUCCACGCAGUAGCCCCCACAGACACCCACACAGCACACACAGCAUAAGUUUAAUCUAAAUGUAAAGCCUUAAAUUUACCAACGAGCCGUGUGUGUGCCCCGCCCACACACGCACAACACCAACAAGAAACAAAAACCAACAAACACACACCGACGAACCAACACUGCUACAAAUUCCUUAAACUAACCAAAAAUGAAAGAACGGAUCCCCGGUCGAAGUGCUAUUUACUGACCCGGACCACAAUGCCAUUUUUUAUCUGCCAAUUAAUGUUCUAAACAAAUGUAAACUGCUUCUAAGUUACGCUACGUAAGUUAAGUAAAUCAAACAAAUAAAUAAACUAGCCUCGGUCGUAUGUCGAAAAAUAUUAAAGCCACCACGUGUGCGUGCGAUCAUGUUCCGGUUUUAUUCUCCAACCCGAUCAAAUGCGAAUGAUGCGCCAUGUACAACGAUGAUACGACGAGUAUCGAACGAAUCCUUCGACAUUGAUCACCGCCUCAACUGCUGUACACAACUUUGUCGCCCGUUGUUUACGUUUACGAAACAAACAAAAAAUGGUAAAAUAAAGAAAAUUUAUAAAUACA